AUGCCAACAGGGCAACGGCUGGGCUCGUCGCGGUUGCGGUGGGUGACGGGUUCCAAGCCUCAGCAGCUCGUGGAAUGCGACCCAAAGCGACUGGCAAACGGGUGGGCCAGACAGACGCUCGACGGAGCGACUCGUGUAACGGUGCAGCCAAAACGUGUCUGCCUUGGAGUCAUGCCAUCAGCGACGGCCACGGGCUGCGGCCACGAUUACUCACGCUUCGGCUCCGUCGACUUGUCCUCGCGGCGAGCACAGCGACUCGGCGGUAAGCAUCCUGACCAUCCGACCCUUGGCAAUCCGCCCUUCGGACCAAAGUUGCAUGCGCAGGGCCUGAGGGCGGUGAAGGCUGAUCACGCCCCUGCACCGGGUGCGCGCUAG
Verruconis gallopava is the source of this 375-nucleotide messenger RNA. RefSeq lists its product as uncharacterized. The transcript has a single exon. Lineage: Eukaryota; Fungi; Ascomycota; Dothideomycetes; Venturiales; Sympoventuriaceae. The record is from RefSeq and is a predicted model, not a curated record. The coding region runs from base 1 to 375 and encodes 124 amino acids.